UUUUCGGACGAGGAUUGUUCCAUCAUCGGACCUGCUUGCAAUAUUGUCUCCACUAGGAGACCACGACAGUGACCGCACGUUCCAACUAUAACCCGCCCACAUGCCUUCGAUCAUCUAUCCGUCGGUCUUCCAUCGUUGAACGCUUCCGUCUUCCCUCCCGCCCACAGUUUUCUUUCCGUCCAGUGAAAGCGCUAUUGCCCAUAUCCUUCCGCCCUCGCCUGUCCAUGGUUCUCCAUCAAGAAAUCCCAUGCCGCAGUUCCACUUGCACAUCGUGCCAUCCAACGAACCACUCACGAUGUGAACCUCAUUAUACGAUCAUGGCCUGUCCAUGUGCUCUGAAUCGAGAGCGACAACGCUCGAAAUACUGGAGGACGUUGUUUCAAGCACAGAAUCUUCUUCUCCUCAGGCUUUGUGCUCUCGAGCUUCGAGCACGUCACGGACAAUUAUCUUACUCGCACACUCGCACUUUUGCAUUUGCAUUCUCGCAAUCCUCGUUCCAACUCGGAAAAUGGCCAUGGUGCGCGCCGUUGGUAAACCAAAGUCAUAUUCGUACCUCUUGUUUCCAGCAUGUAGUAAAGCCUAAAAUCGGUUGUGUUGAUUUCUUUUUGACUGGCAUUCCAUCCUUCCCGGCCGGACGUCCUUUAUGUUCUCCAAGUGUCUUCUGCACUCCCCUGUUCCAUCCUCACCAAUCUACCCUUAUAUCUUCCCAACCUCUCCUUCACACUACAUCUACACUUGUUCAUCCGGCUGAGCUACACAGGCUUUCAUUUUUUUUCAUGUGGGAUGCUCCAAGCAUAAUCAACGACGCCUCUGAUCCGGCUCGGCAGUGCGGCAUGUUCGAGUAUAAUAUCGCUGAACCUCGUUCCAACUAUAAUCAUCCAUUUAGUCCAGCCGCUUUCUAAUGAAUGACGAGUGCAUCUUCCGUCUGCCAUCCUGUUUCUCUUUCUGCUGAACCUCACUCUAACUUCGGCAUUCCGACUACUGUCGCUCUUUCUAUCGAGUUGCGGACGC
Molecule: messenger RNA, 1011 nt
Organism: Suillus clintonianus
Lineage: Eukaryota; Fungi; Basidiomycota; Agaricomycetes; Boletales; Suillaceae
Exons: 2
Coding region: 225-902 (225 amino acids)
Source: RefSeq, a predicted model, not a curated record